AUGACUGUCAUCAUUACAUCCGCGAUCAUCGCCACCGGCCUCUUCUACAGCAGCAGACCCAAGACCCAGCCCUCCGUCUUCUCUGCCGCCUCCUCGAAGAUCGCCGCCUACGCCUACGCACCCCUGUCCAUCCAGAUCCCCACCGCCGACCGCCGCCGUCUCGAGCGCAACUCUCCCCCCUCGACCCCUCCCAUGCUCUCCCCCUCGGCCUCCUCGACCUCCUCCUUUGACGACGGCAACCCCCUUGCCGAGAUCCUCUCUUCCAUGGCCAACGCCAACUCUGCCCGCCGCAAGUCCCAAGAGUACUUCUUCCCCAACCAGACCACCUUUGAGUCUGCCGUGCCCCAUGUCAUUCGUGCCAAGGAUGUUGUCCUGAAGGACCACCCCCAUGUCGAGGGCGCCUAUGCCGAGUACGAUGAGUUGUACAAUGCCGAUUCCUUGGUCACCAAGGACGGUCGCCACAUGGUCCGUCUCCUCUAA
Messenger RNA from Linnemannia hyalina, 480 nucleotides. NCBI's taxonomy places the organism in Eukaryota, Fungi, Mortierellomycota, Mortierellomycetes, Mortierellales, Mortierellaceae. The record is from the annotation of a GenBank genome assembly.